This is a messenger RNA of Mycotypha africana, 920 nucleotides long. RefSeq lists its product as uncharacterized. Bases 205 to 696 code for a protein of 163 amino acids. The record is from RefSeq and is a predicted model, not a curated record. NCBI's taxonomy places the organism in Eukaryota, Fungi, Mucoromycota, Mucoromycetes, Mucorales, Mycotyphaceae. The transcript has 4 exons.
CUUUUUUAUGCUGGUCUUCUACAUCAAACCUAUUGUUCGAAAGUUAGAGCAAUUACCAAGAAAAUUGUGGAGAUUGGAUUCCGAAAAAGAUUAGAAAAGGGAAAGGUUGUGUGCCUGAAAUUUAUUUUGUCACUUUUCCUUUUCCCCAGAUUUUUCAAUAAACGCUAUCUAUUUAUAUACCAUUUGCCUUUCGCAAGGCCAAAUAUGAAGUGUUUGGAUAUGGAGAAAAGAAUCAAUCACAGGAGGAAUGUCUUUAUCAGUAUGUUAUUUAUAGUGUUACAAUCCGCACAGCUUGUAAAAGCGAGUCUAUUUUCUACUUCGGAUGUUUAUAUUUCUUCAAAUCCCGUCAUGCUGUACUCGAAUGGCACCAUUAGGGAAUACCAAUUUUCAGUGUUGGUAGCCAAAGAUUUCAAGUCAGGUAUUGUUCCUUUUGAUAAUUUAACUCAGCCUUCUGCCUCAGGUUUAGAAGGAGUCUUGUAUGACAGGGGAUACUCUUGUCAAUUAAACGUUUCUUCCAUAUUACCGCUGUCAAACAGUAAUAGCAAUAUUCCGGCACCCAGGCUGAUUACUGGCAGCAGCAAAAUUGCAUUAGUCAAAAAAAGGAGGAGGCUGCAAUUUCUACCAAAAAGUUUUUUAUUCAGAACAGGAUGGUGCAGCAGGCGUUAUCAUAUACGACGACGUACCAUUUCGAGAUGAUGAUAACUCCGGAUCAAUGAAAAUUUCAAAAGGAAAUUUGACAAUUACAAUGUAUUAUGUGGAUUUGAAUAUAGGACUAGAGCUUUAUGAUAUGCUACAAUUGACGGCAUCUCAACCGGUUGGUUACAUGGCAGCGAACUCCUCUACAACCAAUGCAGCCAUUACAUUUCAACCAGUGAUAUUAUUGACGAUGCAUCCAGCUGUUGGUGGGUUUCUUAGUGCUU